CGCUAAUAUGAAUCAUUACUCUGAAAUAUUCAUAUUAUGGACAUCACAAGCCCCCCAAAAAAAUUGAUCAUGAUUUAUGCUACAUUUGGGCAGCAACGUCCACAUUUCCAUCCAAAUCAUAUCAUCUUAAUUACCGCCAUCAUCAUAGUUGUUAUUGUCACUAACAUCAUGCUCCUCAUAAAUACAUCAAUCAUCAUUCAUGUUAAAAGAAUCAUUUUGAAGCCAGCGGCAUGAUCACUUUAGUUUUUUUCAUCCACAAAAAACCAUUUGACCAUCGCACGACGUGCCAAAUCGCUCCAUAAACAUUAUCAUUAAAAGCUCUUAUAAGCGUCCUAAAAGCUAGCUUUUAAGGAUUUUUUAUGCACAUAUUGUGGUUUUAAAGAGUUUAUAUUAAGCUUAUGGUGUCAAAAGAUUUUUCAAAGAAAAUUACUAUAUUGGAGGAGGUAAGAACUUAAAAGCGUAAGCUUUUAGGCUUAAACUAUAGCUUUUAACUACAUUGUGGCACGCAAGUAGGGAUGACAACAAAAUCCGAAUCCAUGGGUACUCUGCCCGACCCAACCCGUAUUGACGGGUUUCUAGUCGGGAUUGGAUUUAAACUCGUACAUUAUUCACUGGGUUGGGUUUGAGUUUAGCGGUACCCGACCCAUGGAUACCAGCCCAUACUUAUUUCAUCGCCCUACUCUUCCCAAACCCUACCCUAAUUCUAAUUCCCCCAAUCUCACUCCCACUACACUUAUUUUGUAUGAUUUUUUUAGUGUAAUUGUGAUAUGUUUGAAUUUUCUAGAAUGAGAUUUUAUGUAUGGAUAAUUUGUAUGGGAAAAUUAAUGUUUGAAUUAUAUUUUAAUUGGAACUUGUUAUUGUAAAAAUUUUACCACAAAAAUCCAUGGGUAUACACGAACCCGCAAGUACCCAACCGGUUGGGUUGGGUUUAAAUUUCCAAACCCAAUAAAUUUUAUCCUAAAUUUUUUUUUUUUGACACGAAUAAACUCAUAAAUUUGAGUUUGGAUUUGACAAAAACCGAUCCAUUGCCAAUGGGUCGUCCCUGUCAAGUCAGUUUUUCCAAUUCAUCUCUCCUUCCUUUUACCUUCCUCUGCCUCCUCCGUGACUCGUAACUCGUAAGUCGUAGUCCCAAAUAAGAGAAGCCGCGCCCUCCGCCGAAUUUCAUUCUGCUCCCUUUCUCCACCACCGUCGUCAUGUGAAACCUGACACCCACCCACCUUCUGUUCCUCCCUCCCUCUCUCUCUCUCUCUCUCUCUCUAGGUUUCCAUCAUCUUCUUCAUCGCAACCUAACUGCAAAACCCUCUUCAUUUACCUUCUCAUUACGACCCUUCUUUAAUAUCCUUCUUUUGGGUUUCCCUUUCAAACGAAGCAUCGGAACUCCAACCCAAAUUCCAGAAUCGAUAAAUGAAAAACAGAGAAGGGAAAGGGAGAGGAGGACAUAAUUGAUCUUAUCCAAAAAUUGUUUCUUUUUGACAAAGAUCCGAUCUUUUUUUUUUUUUUUUCAAUCCCCUGAUUCAGUAGGUGAAAAUAACCAAGUAACAACUAAUACCUCUUCCAUUUUCCCUUAAUCCCUACUCCAAAGACGACCUCCCAACCGCAGGCGAAAAGGCUACAUCCCAACCGCCAUCCAAUCUUCCCCUUCCCUGGUCGUCGCAUGAGAUUCGGUUUUUAAAAUGAGUCAUGGCGGAGCUCAAACGACCCAGCAACAACAGCAGAGGGUUCUACGUCAAGAUGAGACUAAACGGGAAGCAAGCCCAGCAGAUGGAGAAGAAGAAUCCUUAUUUCAGAUUCUACAAAUGGAUACUCUGGAUCUCCCUUUCCCUCUAUUUCCUCACAUCUUUCUUCAUUAGCCACAAGCCUAUCCCUCUCUCCAAAACCCACUUCUCCAAAUCCCAUUCCACCGUCGCUUCCCGCGCCCUGUUUGAGUCUUCUUCCUCCUCUGUUUCCAAUUCGUCGUCAUUGCCGCCGCCGCCGAAGAAGAAGAACAGCCGGAGGCAUUUGUUGAAAGAUUUGAAGAUAUUCGUCUACGAUUUGCCUCCGAAGUACAAUUCCGAUUGGCUCGCCAACGAGAGGUGCGGCAACCAUUUGUUCGCCUCCGAGGUCGCCAUUCACAGGGCGAUUGCUAGCGACGACGACGUACGCACUUACGACCCAUACGAGGCCGAUUUGUUCUUCGUCCCUGUUUACGUCGCCUGCAAUUUCAGCGCCGUCAAUGGCUUCCCGGCGAUUGGUCACGCUAGGACGCUUAUUUCGUCGGCGAUUCAGCUCAUUUCCUCGAGCUACCCUUUUUGGAACCGCUCUCAGGGAGCCGAUCACGUCUUCGUCGCCUCUCACGAUUUCGGCUCUUGCUUCCACACCCUGGAAGACAGAGCGAUUGAAGAUGGAGUCCCUGAGUUCAUGAAGCAGUCGAUUGUAUUGCAGACAUUUGGGGUGAAAUAUCGCCAUCCGUGUCAGGAAGUGGAGAAUAUCGUCAUUCCCCCUUACGUCUCGCCGGUAAGCAUAAGCCGGACGCUGGAGAAAGCGCCGGUAACCGGCCGGCGGGACAUUUGGGCGUUCUUCAGGGGGAAAAUGGAGGUCAAUCCCAAAAAUGUCAGCGGCCGAUUUUACAGCAAGAAGGUGAGGACGGCGAUAUGGCGAAAGUUCAGCGGCGACCGGAGAUUCUACCUACAGAGGCAGAGAUUCGCCGGCUACCAAUCAGAGAUCGCCCGGUCAACGUUCUGUCUCUGCCCGCUGGGGUGGGCCCCGUGGAGCCCGCGGCUGGUCGAAUCCGUGGCGCUGGGCUGCGUCCCGGUGAUAAUCGCCGACGGGAUUCGUCUCCCCUUCCCGGAGGCGGUCCCCUGGCCGGAGAUAUCGCUCACGGUGGCGGAGAGCGACGUGGGGGAACUGGGGAAGAUCCUGGACCACGUGGCGGCGACCAAUUUGUCGACCAUCCAGCGGAACCUGUGGGACCCGGAGGUCCGCAGGGCCCUGCUUUACCACGAGGAGAUCGAAGAAGGCGACGCCACGUGGCAGGUGCUUUACACGCUGGCGAGGAAGCUGGACCGGUCGUGUCGGACGGUGAGGGUUUCGGACCAAUGAAUGAGGCGGGCGGAGCUGACGUGGAUGGCAGUGCAACUAACUCGGCGUGGAGGCCACCUGGUAGUAGACAGGCUGGCUUGCUUUUCUCCUCUGCUUUUCACCAACGUGGACAUUGAACAGAGAACAAUAAUGGAAUGAUGACAGCUAAGCUCUAGAUUCAAGACCUCGCCGGCUGGGGAGUUGGUCGCCGGAGCGGGAAGGAGGAUGAGCUGUUGUUUAUUGGACCCGCCGGUGAGGGUGUGACGGUAACUUGAGAUUGGAUUGUGUGUUGUGGGGUGUAAAUGAGAGAAGGUAAAAACAGAGGACCAUGUAAGAUUGAUUGGUUUGGUGCAUAAAUGCAGAAGCUGUACAGUACAGGUUAUGGAGAGUGGCACUGGCAAGUGUUUGAUUUUGGGCAGAGUGUGGUUUUGUCCAUUUGUCCUGUUUACUUUGCUGGGAGUAAUGGUCAGUAGUCAGUUAUUCAAAAAAGAAAUUGGAGGGUCUGUUGGGAUUGUGGUGGUCGUUUCUGGAAUCUGCAAAAGAACUGGUGGAAAGUGUGCGUUGGGAUAAGCCAAAGAGAGGGGUUUUUUUUUUGCCUUUUUGGUGCUUUCGAUAACUUUUGGUGCAGAAAUGAUGCAUUCUCAGUUCUCAGUUCUCACUGUCCAACAGAGGUCGAGUAGGGAGCAGCCGUUACCGCUUUGAUACUCGUACACCUAGAGAUGCAAUUAUGCAAAUGAGUCAAGCUAUUCGAAUCGAAAAAACUCAUUCGACAUUUGGCUCAUUAUUUAACAAGUCAACUCGCGAGCCGAUUCGUUAGCAAACGAGCCAAACAUGUGCUCGACCAUGCUCAGCUUGAUUAGCUCGUGAGCUUGCUUGACUUGGUGGAUUGUUGAGCUAAGCUAGCAAGCUGGCUUGUUUAGAGCUUGUAGAAAGAUUAAUUACUAUUUUGAACAUGAAUAUUAUUUUGUUAAUACAAAUGUGUUGGAAGUUAGCAGGUUUUCUUAGUUUUUAAUGUUCUUUUUAUCAUUUAAAUUCUCAUAUUUACACAAUUUUCAACAAGAAUAAUUUCAUAUUGAGCUCAUCAUGAGCCGAGCUAGUACUACGCUCGACAAGCUGUGGUAAUGAGCAUUUACCGAGCUAUGCCAAGUCGACCUCGAGCUAGAUUCUUUGUAUUCAAGCCAAGCUCGAGCUGGAUUAUAAAAAUUCGAGUUCGAACCGAGCUCGAGCUAGAAAAAUUUAUAAACGAGUCGAGCUCCAUCUAAUCGAAAACUCGACCCGGCCCGUUUGCAGCCCUAGAUACGCCCAAUUGACAGCAUGAAAUAUGGUAUGGGGGAUUUUGAAUUGUCAUGUUUUGACUUUUGAGCCCAUUGCAAUUGUUUGUAGUGUAACAAAUAAUUCGAAUUGACUUGUCUGAUUUCUCAAUUGUUCUAUCCAAAUGUUCUCAACAAGUUUACUGAUAAACGAUAUGAGGGUUACAUUUUCCAUCGCUUUUGGAGACAUCACAUAUCGAUUUUGGACUCUUGGAUCGACGAAAUGUGACAUAAACAAUCUAACCAAAAUAACGUGUAGCCGCGUAUAUUAGCUUCGACGAUCAAAAGAAGUGAGUCAAUCCUUAAUUAGAGUAACCCAAAACUCCAAUAUCUAACAAACAAGUAUUUUUUAAAAAGUAGUUCAACCGUUUUAUACCGUAAAAACUGCCUAUCGAUUUGGAAUAUGGUAACAAGUCAUCAAUGGAUUCAUAACGUGACCGACUCAUUAAUGACUCAACUAAGUAGAAGUGGCAAAUCUCAUCCACACUAUAGAUGUCACGGGGAAUUGGUGACGGAAUAGAGAGUGGUCACUAAUUUCUCCUCCCAGUAUCUCACGGACGAGAGUGACAACGAUAAUGCAAACGAAGCUGACAAGACCCAGGCCCACGAGCAAAGUGCAGUAAACCGGCCCAGACAAAAAAAAAUGGUGCAGAAUGGU
This is a messenger RNA of Linum trigynum, 5025 nucleotides long. Lineage: Eukaryota; Viridiplantae; Streptophyta; Magnoliopsida; Malpighiales; Linaceae. The record is from the annotation of a GenBank genome assembly.